Emiliania huxleyi CCMP1516 is the source of this 346-nucleotide messenger RNA. RefSeq lists its product as hypothetical. NCBI's taxonomy places the organism in Eukaryota, Haptophyta, Isochrysidales, Noelaerhabdaceae. The annotation marks the transcript as partial. The transcript has a single exon. The record is from RefSeq and is a predicted model, not a curated record.
GUUGGUCAACGCUUGGUACUACCCUCGCGGCGACUGGUACACCUUCUACUGGGACGGCAGCACGGCCGACAAGGUCGCAAGGCGCGCUACCUACCCGACGCUCGAGCACGACGACCACGACCCCGGCCCCCUCGCAGAGCGCAUCAGGCGCGACAAGCGCGAGUUCUCCAUUUUCGGCGCAGAGCGCAUCAGGCGCGACAAGCGCGAGUUCUCCGGCCGCUCCUCCGACGACUCCUCCUCCGACCGCGACUCAUGCGGCACCGGCUCCACUAGCGAGGCGAAUGACAUAUUCGACACCCUCGAAGACCAUCUCGGCUACGGUUCCGACUCCGGCUCCGGCUGGUAG